UUGAGACAUCUCCAGAAACACAUUUUUCUCAAAACAAACUUUUCUUUGUCUACUAACAUGGCCAGAGCACAGCAACGGUAUCGAGGUGUUCGACAAAGGCGUUGGGGUUCUUGGGUGUCUGAAAUUCGCCAUCCUCUAUUGAAAACUAGAAUUUGGCUGGGGACAUUCGAGACGGCGGAAGACGCGGCUCGGGCCUACGACGAAGCAGCUAGGCUUAUGAGUGGAGUGAGGGCUAAACCCAACUUUCCGUACAACCCCACUGAUCCUCAACCAUCAUCAUCAUCAUCCAAGCUUCUGUCUGCAACUUUGAGAGCUAAGCUACACAAAUGUUACCUGGCUUCACUUCAAAUGAUCAAACAACAAACGGCGCAGGAGCCGCGAAAUAAUGCACAGACUCCACAGGUUAUGGGCAACAAUGGCAUUGCAGGGAGAGAGAGUGGAAUGGGAGUUGGAGUGCAGCAGGAGAAGAGAGAGACAGAGGCCGCUUGGGUUGUCAAGAAACCUCAACUUGAAACCACCCAGCACCAGCACUUCAACUUCAAACCACUUGAAGAGAAUCACAUUGAACAAAUGAUUGAAGAACUACUUCACUAUGGCUCCACUGAACUUUGCAAUGUCUAGUCCAUUAAACGUACUUCCCUAAAUUUCUCUCUUUUUCCCGAUAUUCAUCGGAAACGUCAAGCUGAGGCUUGAGAACUCUAUUACCAACUGUUAAAGCAAAUACAGGCUAAUGCCACUCAUUUGCUAAUUUAACCUUACCUACCUAUAUUAGAAUACGCAUCUUACCUUUUCUUUUUGGUAGUAGAUUCUUCAGUGACUACAGUAAAUAAUAUAGGCCUCCAUUGCAUUCAAACUCGAGCCGAAAUAGA
This is a messenger RNA of Hibiscus syriacus, 869 nucleotides long. Its product is annotated as ethylene-responsive transcription factor ERF003-like. Gene Ontology annotation, molecular function: DNA-binding transcription factor activity; DNA binding. The transcript has 2 exons. Gene Ontology annotation, biological process: regulation of DNA-templated transcription. Lineage: Eukaryota; Viridiplantae; Streptophyta; Magnoliopsida; Malvales; Malvaceae. Bases 58 to 621 code for a protein of 187 amino acids. The record is from RefSeq and is a predicted model, not a curated record.